CUAAGUCUUUAUAAAUAACUAUCAGAAUGUUUUGGGGACUUAUUAUGGAACCGAACAAACGGUACACCCAAGUGGUGGAAAAGCCGUUCCACAUUUCGCAAGCGGCGAUGGAUAUUUCGACCGGUGAUAAUGACCCAUGCCAAGUUAUGGUGGUGGUUGAUGGCAAAAACUUCCUCGUAUGCACACUACAGAAAAACAAGUGCAUACAAGUACCAUUAGACCUGUAUUUCAAGAUGGGAGACUCUGUUGCAUUUUUAACUAAUGGUAAAUGUAAUGUCCACCUGACUGGAUACUUGGACCCUGAGUAUGAGGAGGAGCAGUCUGAUGAAGAGGAGGAAGCGGAGUCAGAGGAAGAGGAGGAAGCACCAGCACCUGUGUCUUCUAAGAAUAAGAGGAAGCAACUAGAUAGCAGCACAGAAUCUUCCAGCAAUAAGAAGGCUAAAAAAGAGAAGAAAGGAAAAAAAGCGGCUGAGGAAAGCUCAGACUCCGAUGACGAGGAGGAGGAUGAUCUGCAGAAAUUCCUGGAUGGAGAAAUAGAUACAGAUGAUAAUGAUGAAUCAUUCAAAGUGAAUACAUCUGCGGAAGCUGAUGACAGUGAGGAAGAUUCUGAUGAAGAGGAAGAAGAAGAAGAGGAGGAGGAAGACGACGAUGAUGAAGAGGAGAAUGAUAAAGGCGAGAGUUCUGAGGCGGACACCACUCUCGAUACAAGCAAGGACGAAGCUAAAGUGGAUAUGUCUAAGUUGACCAAAAGUCAGAGGAAACGGCUGAGGAAGAAGAUGCAACAAGGCAAGACGCCGCAAGUGAAUGGUGUCGAGAAACCUAAGGAAAAGCCAGAAGCACCACAAAAAGCUGAGAAGAAAAAGGCCGAACCAAAAAAGGAAGAGGAUAAAGCUGGGGAUAAGAAAGAAAAGAAAACUUUGAGCGGUGGAGUGGCCAUUGAAGAUCUUAAAGUUGGCACAGGACCUGUCGCCAAGCCUGGCAAAGUUGUUACGGUGUACUACGAGGGUCGGUUGAAGCAAAACAACAAGAUGUUCGAUAACUGCCUGAAGGGACCAGGCUUCAAGUUCCGUCUGGGAGCCAAGGAGGUGAUCAAAGGCUGGGACGUGGGUGUAGCUGGGAUGAAGGUCGGAGGCAAGAGGAAGAUCAUUUGCCCACCAGCGAUGGCGUAUGGUGCCAACGGUUCUCUGCCAGUAAUCCCACCAAAUUCAACCCUCACAUUUGAGGUUGAAUUAAAAAAUGUUAAAUAAGUUUUCAUUCAUUAUCCUAGUAUUCCUCGAUGAGGGUUUUUAUGAUUGAUACGGAUGUUUGUUUAUGAAUGCUGUGUGCAUUUAUAUUGUGCCAAUAUGAAGUAUCUACAAAUAAAAAAUAUGGCAAACAUUUGCUAUUUGCAGAUGCUUCAUAUUAAUUAAUUGAUAAAAUAAUUUUGUAAGUCAAUAAUCUAAGUAAUAAUUAAGAUGGACACUUAUUGACCAAUGUUUGAUCAAAUAUUCCUAUCACUAAAGUUACGGAAAACAUUAAUAUAUUUGUUUAAUGUUCAUUUAGUUCUAACGGUGAAAGAAAACUACCUAUAUCUGUGAAGAAAUUCAAAUGUGUGAAGUUAACUUAUCCGCACUUAGCAUGGUUUAACUACUUAGGGUAGGCUCCGAUACCCUCAGUGGGGACUUAUAUUGAGCUGAUGAGGUAUUAGUUAACCAAAAUCAACUAUAAAUAGAACAUUUUAUAUGGUACAUAAUUUACUUAAUAUCUGUGAGAGGUAAUUAAAUGAGAGUUAAAAUGUCUGGCUGUGAUCAACCUAAGGGUAAAAUUAAAUUUUGUGUCAUGUAAAAAGUUCAAGAUAUUUUCGUAUACAAUUCAUCAGCAACCUCAAAAAUCUAGAUUUUUUCAUAUUACCAUCACUAAAAUAUGACGAAAGAUAUAAAAUCAUGUGAAAAUAUUUGAUCAAAAAUAGGCCAAAUAAUCAUACUAGUGGCCAACUAGAAUAAAACUUAGGCAACUUUAUUUACUUAUCGAAAUAAACA
Papilio machaon (common yellow swallowtail) is the source of this 2018-nucleotide messenger RNA. It is a transcript of the gene Fkbp45, whose product is annotated as 46 kDa FK506-binding nuclear protein. The transcript is spliced from 8 exons. NCBI's taxonomy places the organism in Eukaryota, Metazoa, Arthropoda, Insecta, Lepidoptera, Papilionidae. Gene Ontology annotation, cellular component: chromatin; nucleolus. The record is from RefSeq and is a predicted model, not a curated record. Bases 27 to 1247 code for a protein of 406 amino acids. Gene Ontology annotation, molecular function: peptidyl-prolyl cis-trans isomerase activity; macrolide binding.